Messenger RNA from Arctia plantaginis, 600 nucleotides. The record is from the annotation of a GenBank genome assembly. Lineage: Eukaryota; Metazoa; Arthropoda; Insecta; Lepidoptera; Erebidae.
AUGGAUGGGCACAUACCACUCCUAAACGACUCCAGGCGUGCUUAUGCAGAAAUCACCCAUGUUAUUUUCAAUAUUGCUAACAUAAUUGCACACAGUUGCUUUCGCCCGGUCUACGAGAAUAUCUAUCAGGAAAUUGUAAAUAAUACCCUACCUGAGGCUUUAGGGCAGCCACAGGAAGUAGUUGAAACUGCAAAAGAAUUGUUUACUGCUUUGGAUGAUAAAACACUAAAAAUUCAAAAGUUGAUAAUUGAAAUUACUAAAGCAGAAAGUAACGAUGUUGUUGCCGAUGCAUUAAUUAACAAAAUCAUAACUAAUGACCCAAAGGAAUAUAAGUUAGAGGCUGAAGUAUUAUUAGCUGCUGGUGCAUCUGCCAAAAAAUUCAAUGAAAUGAAGGACACAUUUCAUGACGUACCAACAUCAUUGGAAUCACAUAAAUACAUCAUAAGAGCUACACAGGAGCUGAAAGCACUUAUCUUAUCACUGACUUCUGCUAUUCAUCUGAUAAAACGGACUUUAUUAAAUGCUAAAAAUGUCACAUUUCACAAGAGUUUCUUCAAAGAAAAUGAAAUUUUUGAAAAAAUAAUAUUAUGCAUAUAUUGA